Eucalyptus grandis is the source of this 945-nucleotide messenger RNA. Its product is annotated as protein NTM1-like 9. Lineage: Eukaryota; Viridiplantae; Streptophyta; Magnoliopsida; Myrtales; Myrtaceae. Bases 1 to 945 code for a protein of 314 amino acids. The record is from RefSeq and is a predicted model, not a curated record. The transcript has 3 exons. Gene Ontology annotation, molecular function: DNA binding. Gene Ontology annotation, biological process: regulation of DNA-templated transcription.
AUGCAGAACACAAUCUCAGAAGUAACGAGGUCACUCCCGCCCGGAUUCAGAUUCCAGGCCACUGAUGAGGAGCUUCUGUUGGACUACUUGAAGCCCAAGAUUCUCAGACAGCCCGACGGACGCCACUACGACAUGAUACCGGAGAUUGAUGUACUGGAAUUCGAACCUUGGCAAUUGCCCUCCCUCUUCGGUCACAUGUUCAGCGGUAAGGAGCUGUUUUUCUUUUGUCACUUGAAGCGCAAGUACUUGAACAGCAACCGCUCCAACCGGACAACCAAAGCUGGUUAUUGGAAACCGACUGGCGAGGUGCCCACUAUUGUGAGCGAGGACAAUGAGGCACAGAUAGGAAUAAGGAAGACACUAGUGUUCUACGAAGGCCGCAUGCCCAAAGGCAAAAGGACCAACUUCGUGAUGCACGAAUAUCUCCUAAAGCCCAAGUGUUUGGGCAACAAUCAUGAUGAAAAUGAGAUGCUGCCUUAUGCGUUAUGUCGGAUAAAGCAAAAGAAGGACAAGAAGCUGAUGAAGGGUCACGCUCUGACGAUCAGCCCUGGAGGCUAUUCAAACAGCCAUUGCACAGACACUAGCAAUGUAUCAGAGACCCCUCUGAAUCAAGAAGGGGACUACUUGAGCUUCUGUGACAACCUGCACAAUGAAGUUGCUGAUAACCAAGAAGUUGUUUAUGCUCAACCCGAGAGUACUCAAGAUGAUUUGUUUCAUACUAUCGACAUUGUCUUGAAUGCAGAUGACAGUGGAAGAAUUAAUGGCAUUUUAUCAUACUACAACACCACUCCAGCCUAUCAGCCCCAGGCAGCAGCAGAGGAAGGAUCAUCGUCCUUCUUUGAUUUCUCACAUGACAACGAUGGCAAUGAGUUCAGCCAUGGAUACAUGCCAUCUCCAUACAGCAAUUCUGCAUAUUAUUCCGGUUUCGACUGCGGCAAUGUCUGA